AUGAUGAAGUCUUUUAAGAAGAGGGGCCUUGAACACAACAAAAAAAUAUCGGAGGCCGUGAAAAACAAAUGGCAAAAUGACGUGAAUUAUAAAAAGAAAACGUUGGAUGGCCAACGGAGGUACUUCAUCAGACGAUAUAAAAACAAAAAGAUAGCCGCCAUUUCAGAUAAAACGAGGGAGAAGAUAUCCAAAGCGAUGAAGCAAUACUGGGUGAACAAAAAUAAGUUUGCAAAAACGCAAGUUAACAAUUUGCAGCACAUCCAGAAGCGGAAGAAAAAGCACAAGAAGGUUUGGGAGGAUAUUUACUCCCUUAUAUUAAAUCAGAAGGUGGGCGACUUCGGCGGCUAUCAGUCGUCUUUGCACCACAACUUGUCGAUCAAUUUGCAGGCCGCGCUUAACUGA
Plasmodium vivax (malaria parasite P. vivax) is the source of this 402-nucleotide messenger RNA. RefSeq lists its product as hypothetical. The transcript has a single exon. The record is from RefSeq and is a predicted model, not a curated record. Lineage: Eukaryota; Apicomplexa; Aconoidasida; Haemosporida; Plasmodiidae. Bases 1 to 402 code for a protein of 133 amino acids.